AUGGCUUCCGCUUCCCGUGAGCAGAACUCCUCGGCAGGCGCUCUGGAAACAGAGCAACUGAAAAUGGACCACAGAGUAACCGCGCAGUCGCCUCCCUCCGACAACGACAGUGGUGAACGCCCCGUGCGACAACAGCUCAAGGAGACCAACCUUGACUCUGUGGGUGAAAAAGACGGUUCUGCCCGUGCAAACCGAAAGCGCUCUUUCGACAACGCAGAUGGGGCCACCGAUACACCCCCAACCAAGCGAUCCCGAGAGUCCACCCCGGACAACACCACGGAAGACAACUCCAAUCACGCUGGAAUCCCGAAAGAUGCCACUACCCAAGAUGUGAGUGACGACGUGCUGCCCACAGCACCUGCGAACAUUUCAGUUCACAAUACACCUCUGUCCUACAACCCGAUAAUGAGCCACAUCCCCGAGACCACCAAGGUCCAGUUUCCCUUGGACCUUGAGAUCAAGGUCUCAAUUGGUGGAUCCGAGCAAAUUAGCCAUUUGACCAUUCCUGUUGAGGUUGGUAUCAAGGUGACAGCCGGAGUGGUCUCCUUUGCUUCCCCGACUUCGAGAUCGGCUGAACGCGAAUCCUCCAAAAUUCAUAUUACCAUUCCUUCUGCAAAGCCUAUUCCUCCAUCUGGACAAUUUUCCCCUGGACACCCUUCUCCUGGACACCCUUCCCCUGGACACCCUUCCCCUGGGCACCCUUCCCCUGGGCAACCUUCAUCUGAGCACCCUUCAUCUGAGCACCCUUCAUCUGAGCACCCUUCAUCCGAGCAUCCUUCUCUUGGGGAGCCUUCCCAGAGGCACCGUUCACCUGAAUCAUACAUAUAUGAUGACCCUUCAUUCCACAUUUAUGAAGAGCCUGAAUCAAUUGGAGAUUCUUCAUCUGAAGACUCUCUACCUGACUACCGUUCACCUGAAUACCCGUCCUCCCCACCUCCUGUCCCAUACAGUCCAACGAAUCCCAAUUACCCUAAACCCAUGGUUGAAAUCAUUGAUUCUAACUAUUCUCAAUCCCCACAGAGUCUUGAAACGACCGCCGGCGGAAACGAGGAUGAGUCUUCACAAACCCUCAAGAAGAAACGGAGCCGAGAACAACUUGAGGAUGAUGCCUCGAAGAAUUCCCACACUGCAACUGACCCCGCACCCGGCUUGACUGAGACAACUUCGGACGAACAAUCUACUGCCGAAGGACAACCGGAGAAGAAGAGACCCCGCGACAAUUCGGAGGAGCGCAAGGCUAAGGUGGACCAGACUUUCACCGCGAGUGCAUUCGGAAAGGCCUCUGCUGCACCUUCACCUUUCGCAAUGCCUGCAACUAAAUUGACCGCUGACGCUUCGCCUUUUGCAACUAGCGGUGCCUCGACUACUGGUUUCGGUGCCCUCGGAUCCGGCUUCUCUGCCUUUGGUAGCGCUUUCCCUGCCACCUCUGGUAAACUCACCAGCUUCGCGUCUCCCAAUGCCCCCACUGCUUUCUCUGGAACAGCCGGCAAACUGACCAGUUUUGCAUCUGCCAACGCCCCCACCAGUUUCUCUGGAACAGCUGGUAAACUGACCAGUUUUGCAUCCCCCAAUGUCCCCGUUUCCUUUGGCGAGUCUAGCGACAAGACCCUCGGUGCAAAGCAAUCCGACAAUGAGGAAAGUGACAACGAGCCAGUCGGUGAACCCGAUGACACCUUUGUUGCCGAGAAGACCGACGAGCGUUUCCACGCACAAACUGGUAUGGACCCCUUCUUGCCUUUCCCCAGGAUCCCGAAUAUGGCCCGUGACUCAUUCCGACGUGAACCCCCAGUUGAAACCGGCGAAGAAAACGAGAACACUGAGUUCGCAGCCAAGGGCAAGUUGUACUACUUCGACGACAAAAAAUGGAAGGAGCGUGGUACCGGCACCUUCAAGCUCAACCUCAAGACGGAGUCCAAUGGAAAGAAAUCUGGUCGCAUUAUCAUGCGCGCCGAUGGUGCCUUGCGUGUCAUGUUGAACAGUGCGGUUUGGCAUACCAUGCCCUUUGGUGAUGUCAAGGGUUCUCGCCCGACCACUCGGGAUAUCUAUCUCGCCAGCAACGAAGACGGAAGGGUCGUGAGCCUUCUUCUCCGGCUCGGUAAUGAGAAGCAGGCCGGUGAAUUGUUUGAUGUACUAAAGGAUAUUAUGGAGAAAAUUUGA
Penicillium hordei is the source of this 2157-nucleotide messenger RNA. RefSeq lists its product as uncharacterized. The record is from RefSeq and is a predicted model, not a curated record. Bases 1 to 2157 code for a protein of 718 amino acids. The transcript has 5 exons. Gene Ontology annotation, cellular component: cytoplasm; nuclear pore. Lineage: Eukaryota; Fungi; Ascomycota; Eurotiomycetes; Eurotiales; Aspergillaceae. Gene Ontology annotation, molecular function: GTPase activator activity. Gene Ontology annotation, biological process: intracellular transport.